AUGCCAAUAGUUCAGUCUAAUAAGUUGUUUGCGUGUGGAUCAAAUGGUAAUGGACAACUCGGAAUAGGUACGUUCGAAGAUACUAACGUUCCUACAGCCUGCAAGUUUCUUAUAGCGAAUCAGGAACGUUACGUGAACUUGGAAUCAACAUUAGAUAGUUUAGAGACCAAGCCAAAAAUAAUAACAGGUGGGGGGAAUCACUCUGCCAUUAUAACGUCGUCUGGAGAAUUAUGGACGAGUGGAUUAAAUAAUGAUGGACAAUGUGGUGUCGCAUCAAAAGAAAAUUCUGAUAUAUUCAGGAAAAUAGAAGUGUUUGACGAACAUGAGAUAAGUCGAUGGAAAUUCGUAAGUUGUGGAUGGAAUUUUAGUUUAGCUGUUGAUAAAAAUGGAUACGUUUAUUCAUUCGGGAAAGGAUCUUUUGGAGAGUUGGGAUGUGGUGAGAAUGUAAAAGAGACGGGUGGAAGAGGAAUUAGAAUAAAAGGUGUUGAGGGGGUGGAGAAAGUUGUCUGUGGAUUAAGACACGUUGUAUGUUUGAAUAAGGAGGGAAAUUGCUUCGGUUGGGGAAGCAACAAAUUCGGACAAUUAACAAAUGUUGAUAAAGAAAAUGUAAUUGUUGAAACGAAUAAUAAAAGCGUGCGUAGAAAGAAGAAAGAAAAAUUAUAUUUUGAGCCUAUUAAAAUCUUUCAUGAUUUAGAUCAAAGAGUGAUAGAUGUGGCUUGUGGACAGUAUCAUACAGUGUUGCUGACCCAUGAUGGGAAAAUUUUUACUUUUGGGUUGAAUAAAUAUGGUCAAUUAGGAUAUGAUUCACCAGUUAAAGUUCAAUUUUCAGACAUUCCUAAAAAAAUCGAGCAUGGAUCAAUUAGCAGAGUUAAAAGCGUACAUUGUGGGUGGAAUAAUACUAUUGUGAUCUGUGAUGAUGGUAAAUUGUUUAUAUGUGGCAGGAAUGAUCAUGGACAGUGCGGAAAGGAUAAUCCCAAGAAUGAUGAUGAACGAACGAAUGUGACCGAUUGGAUCAACAAUCACGUUCCUUUAUACUAUUUACCACAGCAUUUGAUAUUAGAUGAUAAGUUCGAGAUUGAGGAAUGUGCGUGUGGAUCAGAGCACUCUUUGAUCGUUUCUAAACUAGGUGAAUGUUUAAGCUGGGGAUGGAAUGAACACGGAAAUUGUGGAGUUGGAGAUAAUGAAAACAGAUGGCAGCCUAUAAAAGUAAAGAUUGAUAAUGCUACGGUUAAGAUGGUAGGAGGAGGAUGUGGAAAUUCUUGGAUUUGGUUACAAAACGUGAAUAUGUAA
Molecule: messenger RNA, 1290 nt
Organism: Funneliformis mosseae
Lineage: Eukaryota; Fungi; Glomeromycota; Glomeromycetes; Glomerales; Glomeraceae
Source: the annotation of a GenBank genome assembly